CCGAGUCCGAACGCGGGCGCUCUCGGCAGCUCUUGGCUCUUCUUCGGUGCGAGCCCGGCAAGUUCGCUUCGGCAAGUCAGAGGCGACCCGACCCAUUUGCCGGCGUGUGCCGCGCUCCUCUCGACAAGGACAAACGCAGAUGACAGUGCUCGCGUUGGCUAGGGCCGAACACGCUCUGUCCACGCCGUGAACUCUCCUUGCCACUUGACCGUGUGCAUGCGCUGAGGAACAGUUUCCUGUCGGCUCGGCACGCCGGCACAAGCUCGCUGAUCGUGCCACUUGGCGUUCCUCGUCUGGCGCACCUCCAGAAACAACUGUCCAAGUGUAGGAUAAUCAGCGCUUCUUCGUGUCUCUCCUUUCGCCGGCAGCCCGCGACUGAACGAGCGAAACCGACUCUGCCAUCGCACGCCAUGCUGCCAGGUCCGGCGUCUGGCAAGCGGAGCAGGCUGGCGGCGGGCGGCGAGACUAGUGGGGGCGGCGGCCGCGCGCUCUGGCGGCCCCUGUGGCAGCCCGGCUGGCACCCGCGGGGGGCUCCCCCGCCGCUGCUGCUGCCCGCCAUGAAGGCCUCCGAGGGGGCCGCCGCCGGAGGGGCAGAUCAGCUCGAGGAGGCCCGCGUCGAGGCAUGGCUCGACGAGCACCCAGCCUUCGUCGGCGACUACUUCAUGCGCAAGGCCUCGAGAAAGCGGAGACGUUGCUAUCCGCAGGUGGUGGACUCGUGGCUGCUGGCGCACGCCGUGCCCCAGAGCGUUGUGCAGGCGAGCUCCCCUUGCCCGGCGGCGGACCAGGCCGGCUCGUCGGCCUCCUCCUCGUCGAUGCUGGCCGCGGCCCACUCGCUGAGCAGCAGCUCGAGCUCGCUGAACGGCGGCUCCUCCUCCGGCGCGGGCGCCAACAUCUCGCCGCCCAUGCGCAAGAUUUCGGCCUGCGAGUUCGACCGCGGCAGCCCGCUGCGGCCCAUUGUGCAGACCAGCUUCGACGGCACCCCGACCUUCCUCACACUGCCUGCCGCCGCCGAGAACCAGAGCGGAGUACCCGGUGUGCCAGGCGGUACUGGCCUGGUGCGCCCCAAGCGUCGCAGCCGGCAGGAGCUGCAAGCGCUCAACGAGCGCGAGCUCAUCUUCGAGCUGGUCAAAGACAUCUGCAACGAAUUGGACAUCCGCCUGCUCUGCCACAAGAUCCUCCAGAACGUCACGGUGAUCACAGACGCGGACCGCUGCUCUCUAUUCCUGGUGCACGGCGACCGAGACUCGCCGUCGGGCCGCUGCCUCGUGAGCCAGCUGUUCGACGUGUCGUGCCGGUCGACGCUGGACCAGGUUCGCUACGAAGAGGUGCGCGUGCCUUGGGGAUCCGGCAUCGUCGGCUACGUAGCGCAGAGCAAGGAGGCCGUCAACAUACCGGACUGCUACAACGACUCCCGGUUCAACAAGAGCAUCGAUCUGCGCACCGGAUACCGGACGCGGUGCAUGCUGUGCAUGCCCAUCUUCGACCGCGACGGCGAAGUCAUCGGAGUCGCGCAGGUCAUCAACAAGAAGGGCAGGAACGAGCACGACGUCUUCAACAGCAACGACGAGAAGGUGUUCUCGGAGUACCUGCAGUUUUGCGGCCUCGUCCUGCGAAAUGCUCAGCUCUAUGAACGGUCCGAACUUGAAAACAAGAGAAACCAGGUUCUUCUGGAUCUUGCUCGCAUGGUGUUUGAAGAACAGAGCACCAUUGAGCAGGUCGUAUACCGCAUCAUGACGCACAUGCAGUCACUGCUCGAAUGUGAGCGCUGUCAAGUGCUACUUGUCGACCAUGAGACCAAGACUGCUUUUCACCGGGUCUUUGACUUGGAAGCUAAAGACGCUCUCAGAGAAGACGUGGCUACAUGUACUAGCCCAUAUGAAGGCAGGUUUCCCAUUAACACUGGUAUCACAGGGUCAGUGGUCGCAACUGGUCAGAUUCUCAACAUACCUGACGCCUAUAAGGAUGACCGGUUCGAUCCAAAGGUGGAUGAAGGGAGCUCGUUCCGACACAAGUCCAUCCUCUGCAUUCCAAUUUACAAUGCCAAUCGUCUAGUCCUAGGUGUGGCCCAGCUCAUCAAUAAGCUUAAUGGCGAGCCAUUCAACAAAAACGACGAGCAGCUACUUGAGGCGUUUGCAAUCUUCUGUGGCUUGGGCAUCCAGAACACACAGAUGUAUGAAAAGGUGGUGAAGGCCAUGGCCAAACAAAGAGUUACACUUGAGGUGCUCUCCUACCAUGCAUCUGCACCCUUCGAAGAGGCUCUCAAGCUCAGUGAGUGUGUUCUUCCAUCAAUGCAAUCACUGCGGUUGCAAGACUACAAGUUUAAUGACUUCAGUCUCGAUGAUGAUGGCAUGCUCAAGGCCUGCUUGCGCAUCUUCCUUGAACUGGACUUUCUCAAUCGGUUCCACAUUGAGUACCUGGUAUUAUGCCGGUGGCUUCUGAGUGUCAAGAAAAACUACCGCAAGGUGUCCUACCACAAUUGGCGGCACGCCUUCAACGUUGGCCAGAUGAUGUUUUCCAUCCUUACCAACACAAAACUUCAUGAAGUUCUUGGUGACCUGGAAACCUUUGGCCUCAUCAUGGCUUGCUUAUGCCAUGACCUGGACCACAGAGGCACCAACAACUCCUUCCAGAUCAAGUCAUCAUCUCCAUUGGCACAGUUGUAUUCUACGUCAACAAUGGAGCACCACCACUUUGACCAGUGUGUCAUGAUACUCAACAGCCAGGGCAACCAGAUUCUGAGCCAUGUUUCUCCAGAGGAGUACACCACCAUUAUACGGAUUGUGGAAGAGGCCAUCCUUGCCACAGACCUUGCCGUCUACUUCCGUAAGAGAGGCCAGUUCUUCAAGCUUGUGGAGAACGACGAGUACCAGUGGACCAACUCCGAUCAUCGUGAGCUUCUCAGAAAUAUGCUGAUGACUGCUUGUGAUAUCGGAGCAAUCACCAAGCCCUGGGAGGUCCAGAGAGUGGUUGCAGAUCUCGUGACAAUGGAGUUCUUUCAGCAAGGAGACAUGGAGAAAAAAGAGUUAAAUCUCCAACCCAUUGACAUGAUGAAUAGGGAGAAAAAAGACCAGCUUCCAGCGAUGCAGCUCGGCUUUAUUGACUCCAUCUGUCUCCCAUUGUAUAGGUCAUUCUCUGCACUCAAUGACCGGUUAUACCCCCUGCUGGAAGGUGUCGAGCUCAACCGCAUGGAAUGGAAACGGCUGGCCGAUGCACAUGCUGCAGGCAUUAAUGGUGAUCGUAGCGAUAGUGACAAUCCUGAUGCCAGGAAAAAGACAUAAGGAGCCACACUCAACUUGGGCAGCUGUGUGUCAUGUUCAGUAACCUGCCUUGUGUUGCUACUCCACAUGUCCUCAUGGUCAGCAGGUCAGGACAGCUUCACAAGCUCACAUGUUCUGCCAAUGGGACCUCCAGGCCUUUCACCUACAGCUUGGCUGCAGCAUUGGUUCAACUUGGCUGGCUAAGACCAUGCAUUGUUACUGUGCCAAUCCACAACACUCCUGACAUGCCAAAAACAGGCAGCCAGGGCAGACCUGCCCUUCACACACACAUUUAACAAUAUAUACAUAUAUGAGAUAAGACAAUUAAGGCCUAUCAAUAAAUACCAAGUCCAUACUUUAGUGCAGUGCCAUCGUGUGAUGAAAUGACACUGUUAAACACCAUAAAAAUGAGGAUGCUGUCCUCUUUUCAAGUCCUCAUGUGCUGGUGUUCACCAUCUGUAGUGCGGCUUGCAGUUGGAAAAAAAAUAAAUAAAAAAACACUGCAUCACUGCCCACAGUCACUGGACCUAGUAACGCAGAGCAAUGGUACAUAUGUUUGUUGAGACAUCUCAUAUGUUGUGACUGCAGUGUCGCAUAUACUGUGCAAUCACUUAGUGGAGGUGCAUUUAUAACCAUGUACUUGUGAUAAGGAACUUGCAAGUGCACUUUCGCUACCAUCUUGUCAGAAAUUUGAGCUCCAUUUUUCCUAGCCAGCAGUAUUUUGUAUUACAUGUCUGACAACUGCUUAUCUGUGCAGUGAUAUCGAAUCUAUGUCCCAGAGUGGCUUGGUCCGUGAUAUGAAAGCGAGCUCACAAUCUUUGUUUUCAUAACAUUUUUAAAAGUGGCACUGCAGAAGGAGCCUGUUUUAAAGCACAAUCACCUUACGCUGACAAGGAGCAGUAAUAGCAAGGCCUGUGGCAAAUAUGCUCACAAUGGACACAGGUUUACAAUUCUACAUCACUGUCAAACAAAGCUAGCAGCAAAACACCACUACAUACGUCUAUGACCAAUGUUUGAAGCAAGUGUUCAAGGUGUAAUGCUUGGUCUGCUCAUUAGUAUCAGGUCACUUGUUAAACUGCAGCAGUGCGUACAGGUCUACAUAAGCUUAAUUAGAUUGUAUAGUGGCGAUUGUUUUUCACUGCUCCUCAACUGGGAAAUCUAAGCAAGUUAAAGAAAAGUCACGUCUAUGCUUUUCAUGAGCAGUAGCAUCUUUGUAUUAGUUGUAUUUUGGUUCAGCUGGUGAGCUUAGAGUUCGUGGAAGAGUCAGACUGAAGUUGCACCCACGGAGAAGGUGAAGAGUGGAAGAAUUUAGCACAUAAAUUGCAAUAUUAUCUGUAAGACGAGGUUAUUGAAGCCAUGUUUUCGAAAUGUUCUGGUGGAGCUUGCCAAUUCUGCCAGAGAUGUAACUGGUACUGAAGAGAUGAACUGCACUUUUUAACUAGCACAGCCUCUGAAAAACCACUUAUGUAUGCUUAAAUGGCCAACUGCCAGCUUAAAACAGGCAACCAGUUGCUUUAGAAUGACAGAGAAACUGCUGUGAAAAUCAGGUACAGUCUGUUUCACACUUAGGGGAAAACUCGGAGCGCCUUGUUUCCCCUAAGUGUGAAACAGACUGUACAUUGAUGUUGUUGAGAGACUAGGUAGUUAUUUUUGCAAGAUCACUUAUAGUGAGCACAGAGGUCAAUACAGAUUGGUAUAAUUUUACAUAAACAUUAGACAGCCCAAGUGGUGGAACUGAAAGGCAUGAAUUUUUCAAAAUAUAUGCUCUAGAUUGUUUCACAUAAAGCUUGCUAUAAAGCUGUUGUUCUUGGAAUUGUGCUGUUGGAUUGCAGUUGUGAUGGGUUUAUUUUUGCAUACUUUACAAAGUUUUUCCACAUUUUAUUCAUUGCUUGUAUUAGUAUUGUAGGCUGUGAAAAAAGGUUAAAGGCAGCUGGAUCCUAUUGGAACAGAUUUUACCAGAAUCAUCUUUUGUGUUUCACACUGCAUGUUGCAAAUCAUCAUAAGAAAGUGCACCAUGUUCGUAAUCUCUCAAUUUUCCGUGUUCUGCCAGAGAAGGUGCAGGAGGACUGAUGUGUGCGCAUUUUUCUCAGAUUCAACCUAGAAAUGAAAGUUGACCUAAAGUAGCAUUUUGGAAUGCUUUAUUUCAUUUUCUAUUCUUCAUUUAUUAUCCGUUGCACUGAGAGAUUGAUCCCAGUGAAAAUGGUGACAUGACAGCAUCCAAGCCAAUUAUGUAGAGCAACAGAAUGAAAAAAAUGGAAUGUAUUGCUACAAAAUACAUCUCCUAGUUCUGAUUUGCAGGCAUAAUAAUUCCACUUUCUCGUGUUUUUUUUUUUUUUUUCUAUAGCUUGCAGAUUAAUGCACCCUGUGAAGCUGCCAAAUUGUCCUUCACCAUGUCAAACCUCUAAGCAACCCCACCUCUCCUUAUCUUUUCAUUUCUGGAUAGAUGUAACACCGAAAGAGUUAAUUUUUCUUUUACCCCUUGAAGUUGCUUUUAUAUCUCUGAAAUUUAGCAUUUGCUUCCACCUUAACUAUGCAUGUCAUGUACUGCAUAGCACAAAAAAAAGGUUCCUUUUUCUAUUUAGUCUUAAACAUUACUAAGGUGCCUUUGGCACCAUCUUUAAGUCAGACUAUGUGUCAGCACGUAUUGUGCUAUAUAAGUAGCAUAAGUUUUAUUUGGUGUCAACCUUUGUUCUCUGUGUAUUUUUAGUGGUGCAUGCAAGGUUUGUACACGACACUUUAGACAGUGGUCCUUGAACUCUUUGGGCAGGCACAAGAAACAUUUUGGUACUUGUUUGAGGCCAGACUUGAAAACUGGUGUUUCUAUCCAUUAGUCUGCCCAUUACUUGUUACCUAUGAACUGACUUUAUUAUGGCACUUAUAUUAUACAAGUAUAUGUAUAAUGUUUAGAUGUCCUAAUGUCUUCUCUUUGUAUUUCUAGUAUGAUGCAUUCUUAUUUAUUUCCUUUGCAGCAAGCUGCUUCUCUUGCUCUCUCUAUGUUCAAAGACAUGCUGCUUUGUGCUUGUGACUUUGUAUGUACGUACACUGUAAAGUUGCUAUGUUUAUGCCUCAUCUGUACAUAGUCUUGUCAUGUCUCACUGAUCGAUUGGCACUUCUCUACCUCAUGUACGGAGCAUUUUUACACCCUGAGAGCCCUCCUGAAUCAUCAGUGGCAAGACAUUUGUGACUGGCUUAUCGAAAUGUGGCAAUGAUUGUUGUUAAAUCAAUAUAUAGCAAAGAAUAAGAAGGCAGUGCUGGUAAUCUUUGAACAUUCUAAUGCAGCUUAUUAUGAAACACUGAAUGAAAUCCUGAAGUACCCCAUGCACUUGCUAUGUCUGAGGGAUUUGUCAUAAGAAAAUCAGAAUGAGUUACUACAGGCUCCCCAUAGGAUCUCACUGAAUGUUUAUCAUAGGCUCACAGUUUUGAGAGUCAGCAAAUAUUUCAUUAUUUAUAUCAGCUGACAAUGUCAGGUUUGACGAUAGUAUGACAGGUAAUAGUACUGAAAUGCUUGUAAAGCAGUUGGAAUAACUUUGGCAAAAGCAUGACUGACAAAUUUCAAGGCAGCCAACUUGUGUAAAGAAACUGCUCGACUUAGAGUUAUUGAUCUUUCGAGGUACAUUUUAAUGUUGCUAUAAUCUACUGAGUGCAUGUUACUCUUAUACCUAAAACUGUGUAUGACAGCAAAUUUAAUGUACACUGACUUAUCAUUGACUACUUCACUCCUUACGAACCUGCCACAUGACUAACUGUCACUUUCUUAGUUCAACUGCAUUGAAUUUCUUUUUGUGUGUCUGUAUGUUUUGCCACAGGAACCCUGGCAUACUGCCACUGCAAAGAUGGAUUGCACUGGUGUUGUUUCCUUUGUUCCUCAUGUAAUGUGUUGGUGUUAACUGCCCCCAGGCACCCUUAAUGAGCUGCUACUACUGCUGAAUGUAUAGGGGCGGUAAAAAUGCCUGAUUUGGAGACAAAAGCAAGAACAAAUGAGCACAAUGGCAUCCUGAGGGACAAAAAUGUCAGCAGACAGUAAUGUCAACGGGCAUCUUGAGGGGGAAAAAAAUGGAUUGAUUUGAAAAUUCACUUUUAUUGCAGUAGGGUCUGAUCCCAAAAAGCAUACUGUCCUCGAUGAAUGGUACAUGGGUACAAAGUUUUGUAAAGUGACAAAGAGCUAUUUGCAGCCAAGGUCACGCUUGAACCAACCUCUACUUCCAUUUUAUUUUUUAUUGCAUUAGAGAUGCAAGCAGUGAAAAACAUAGAGAAUUGUAGAGAAAGGCAUAGAGAAAAACAUAAGAGCACAGGAAUAAGCUCAAUGUAGCAGAAACCAAUGAACACAACUGGCUUCCCACAAAGGUCAAAAACAUAUAGUACAGAAAGUAGCAAACUUUGCAUUUCCUUAUAGGAAAUCUGAUAUAUUAAAGUUGUUCACAAGAUCACCAAUUUCAUUACCAUACAGUAAAAACAUAAGUUUCAGACAGUCCUUUCAUGUCACGUCCUGUUCCUAGGUAUGUUUUUGUCAUGUAAUAUGUAAUUGUUAUAACUUGUAAAUUAAGAAGGGGAGUGUGUACAUACCAAUGUACUUGCAUGUGUGCAGGUUUCUUUCUCAUAAGUAAGCAUUGGUGAAUGCUUACUCAUUGUUAUUUCCUUUCCGCAAAUGUUUUCAAUGACAAAUUUUUCUAAAUUUUAUGCUGGACAGUUUUUUCAUUGUUAAGCUUUUUUUGCUCAGUUUUUGCUAACCAGGUCUCUGUAGUCCAUAUUGUCAUGCAAAUAUUGCCUGAAUGACUUUCAAAUUCACAAAAUAUGUGGCAUAUGUCUGCCUAAUGUGCAUUCUAGUGCAAUACCUAGCAAUUAAAGCUGUGGCAUUGCCGCAUUGUGGAACAGAAAUACAGUGUUCAUUAUGUUGAGUUAAAAAUGAACUUCUGUAACUAUGUAUUUCCAACACAUUCUGGGUUUGGCAUCAUUUGCCACAAUAUAGAUUUGACACAAACAAAGAUCAAGCUUUUGGUCAGUGCCUCUGCCUAAGGAAACUUCUGAAAUUUUGGUGUGCUCCAUGCAAGUUUCACUUCUAAGCAUUUAUUAAACCUACAGGUGCACUUAUAUUUAAUCCUAAGCUGGCUGCCAUUCAGAGGGAUGUAAGCCUUCUGAAUGUUCUCAAUGGUCGGAAACCUGUAAGCACCAUUUUUCCCUAUAACACUUGCCUUUCGUAGCAUCCGUGCUCUUUUUGGCUUUUCCACCAUGGUACAAUCAUUUUGCCGUCUUCUUACAAAACAAAAAGUCUUUUUGAUAAAAGCUGUAAGCUUUUGCAGUGCAUAGGCAAUGUCACAGCAAUGUUAGCCUGACAAUCUGUGCUGCUGGGGAAAAUGCAUUUUUUUAGUUGGCUCAUUUCUAAAUUGCACGUGUAGGGCAUUUCUAGGCUUCCCAAGAAAAUGUCGUACCAGACGCUGGAAUUUUUUUUUUUUUUUCAUGUCAUUGUUCGAAUUGUCUUCUCAUUAAUCACAUCUUUUCUGUUUUUUUUUUUUUUUUUUUUUUUUUUUGCUCAGACUUAUUGAUGCAUUUUUUACGUUGUGUCAAAUGUACAUAUUAUAAAUACUUGACAUCCACCUUUGAAUAGGCUCAUUCUGUCUUUAGUGCACUAACAACAGGAGCACUUUCUUGCCCUUGCUGCAAGGUCAGUUUGCACUUGGUUUUCAUUUUUAUGCUUGCACAUCCUGUAGACCAAUAUGUUGUGUCUACCAGCUUGGCUAUGCGUAUGGGUGGCAUGGUGCAGAGAGAGUUCGAAAACUGAUAGUUAUACAUUUGCUACCAGCUGCAAAAGAGAAGUUUGUAAGCACAACAGGGGCUCUUAGACAUGUCACAUCUUGAGCCUAUCUGUGCAAAACCCACAUUGUACAGCACUUGCCCACAGCAAUAGUAGCAUUCUGGUGUGAACACCACACCAUAUGUAUCUGCACGUUGCCGCAACACAUAGCGUGAAAUACUGAAUAUUCUUUUGACACUUGCCCCCUUCCCUUCCCGUGUCUUGUUGUAUGCGUUAUAAAUUAUCCAUGUUCAGCAACAUUUCUACUGUUACCAAACGUGUAUUUAUUGCCGUUUAAUCUACAAAUAUACUGUUCUCUUUUCGUGUGUCCCAGUUGUAUGUGCCUCGUGUCUUUUACAUGUGAAAAUUUUAAGAAUAUAU
Dermacentor silvarum is the source of this 9426-nucleotide messenger RNA. RefSeq names its product dual 3',5'-cyclic-AMP and -GMP phosphodiesterase 11-like (gene Pde11). The transcript has 23 exons. The record is from RefSeq and is a predicted model, not a curated record. Gene Ontology annotation, molecular function: 3',5'-cyclic-GMP phosphodiesterase activity; protein binding; 3',5'-cyclic-AMP phosphodiesterase activity. Lineage: Eukaryota; Metazoa; Arthropoda; Arachnida; Ixodida; Ixodidae. The coding region runs from base 411 to 3278 and encodes 955 amino acids. Gene Ontology annotation, biological process: signal transduction.